GGAGGGGACCCGGGGGAGCUGUGGCGGCGGCGAGCGGAGCUGGGAGGCGGCGGGGCCCGGCCGGUAGCGACAGUUAUGGAAGGAAAUGGAAAAACUUCUGCAUCAAGUCAUCUGAAAUUUCGCAUACCAAAGAAGAAACCAAACACAAAGUCAGAGGAUGUCCAUGUUCAGUCCCCUUUGUCAAGGCUCACAGACUCCCACCAAUGGGACUGCCCUUUACAAGAGUGGAAAUUAAGGGCAAGAAAUCAAGAGACUUAUCCACAGUGGAAAAGACAAAGGGACUUCGACAGACCCAGCUUAAUUGGCGAAGGACCAACAAUUGGGCAACCCAAAGUUAUGUUGACGAAUGUCCUGAGGACAGAAAUAGGAAGAAAAUACACACAGAGCCAGCUUAUAACUGAUGCUAAUUUAUCUGAUGUUGACAAGUUGCAAUCAGAUCGACCGCCCUCAUCAUCCGUUGCCAGCCUAGAGAUAUUGCAAAUAUUAAAUCCUCCUCUCCAAAGCCUUUUUAUAUCCAAAAGGCAACCUAAAGUUAUUUUGAAGAAUGUCCUGAGGAUGAAAAUUGGAAGAAAAUACAUAAAGAGACAGCUUAUAACAGAUGCUAAUUUAUCUGAUGCUGACAAGUUGCUAUCAGGUCAACCACCCUCAUCAUCUGUUGCCAACUUGCAGACAUGUCACAUAUUAAGUCCUCCUCACCAAUGCCCUUUUAUAUCUAAAAGGAAUGAAUGGCGCCAGAAGAAGACAGAUGACAGUCUUCUGAAAUUGUCUGAACCUUCUAAAGAAGCAGAAAGCAAUAAUGCUCUGUUUACUGUAAGAAGAUAUGCCCAGCAGAAGAAAGACUCAGGUUGGCCACCCCUGCUUUAGACCCUGCAGGUCGAAGCAUGAAGGCGCAUAUGAAUAUUUAGCGUAUCUGGCAUGUAAAUACCUUGAAAUGCUUGUUACAACCGUGCCA
Gopherus flavomarginatus (Mexican gopher tortoise) is the source of this 952-nucleotide messenger RNA. It is a transcript of the gene SENP7, whose product is annotated as SUMO specific peptidase 7. The record is from RefSeq and is a predicted model, not a curated record. The coding region runs from base 76 to 864 and encodes 262 amino acids. Gene Ontology annotation, molecular function: SUMO-specific endopeptidase activity. Gene Ontology annotation, cellular component: cytoplasm; nucleus. The transcript has 8 exons. NCBI's taxonomy places the organism in Eukaryota, Metazoa, Chordata, Testudines, Testudinidae. Gene Ontology annotation, biological process: protein desumoylation.